AAAUCCAUAACUCACACAAACUCAAACUCAAACUCAAACAGAAAACCCAGAAGCAGCAGCAGCAGCAUUACUAGUGUUUCAAUCUCAAUCCUAAAAAGCUAAAGAACAACUCUUUGAGAGAAGCCCAAAAAGACUUUUUUCCUCCAUCAACACCACCACCAAAAGCCUCCACCUUUCCUCUUCCUCUUCCUCUUCCUCUUCCUCUUCCUCCUCUCUCUCUCUCUCUCUCUCUCUCUCAAAACCCAAAAAGCUCCAAACCACACAACCCCCAAUAAACACCAUUUCCGGGUCAUCGGGUCCAACACCAUCACCACCCCAACCCAUUUCUUCACCACUCCCCAUAUCCAAUGCCUCCCAUAAAAUAAACCCAACAGCAACAACAUCACCACCUUGUUCUUGGUUCACCUCAAGAACCAAGCUUUGGUCUGAUUCUUACUAAAAAGUCCUCAUAUUUUUUACCCCAACAAAAAAAGUCCUCUUUUUCUCUCUAAACCAUGGCGGGUAAUCCGCCUGAGGGACUCGGAGACGAUUUCUUCGAGGAGAUCAUGGCGGUUCCUCAACCCUACGGCGGCUCCUCCGCCUCUGCUGCUGACUCAGGCUAUGUUGACGUGGGGUCCAUGCCCAUGGUGCUCCAGCUCGGCUCCGGAGCCGGGUCUUCUUCUUCUUCCGGGUACAGAGGAGGAGGAGUUGGGAUGGGUAUGCGGAUGCCUUUGGGUCUGAAUUCGGAGCAGGGCUUUCUCGGACAAGACAGGUUUAGAGAUGAAGCUGAACGCAACUCGAACAACACCAACAACAACAAUGGUAACAGUUCUAAUGAAAGAGAUAAUCCGGUUCAUAACAUGACGAGUUUGUUUCCGGCAUUUGGACAUUUGCAAAGCCACCCUGUCCGGCCAACGCCACCGCCACCUCCUCCACAGCCUCACCAGCAGUUUCAUAGCCAACCAGCACCAGCGCCAACUGCUGCUGUUCAUCACCCUCCUGCUAUCCGCCCAAGGGUCCGAGCACGACGAGGCCAAGCCACAGAUCCCCACAGUAUCGCCGAGCGGUUACGCCGGGAAAGAAUUGCAGAAAGAAUGAAGGCUUUGCAGGAAUUAGUACCUAGUUGUAACAAGACAGAUAGGGCUGCUAUGCUUGACGAAAUCGUCGACUAUGUUAAAUUCUUAAGGCUCCAAGUAAAGGUUUUGAGCAUGAGUAGACUUGGAGGAGCAGGUGCAGUGGCCCAGCUUGUAGCUGAUGUACCCUUAUCAUCAGCAGUUGAGGGAGAGGGGAUUGAAGGACAACAAGCAUGGGAGAAGUGGUCAAAUGAUGGCACAGAGCAACAGGUAGCUAAGCUGAUGGAAGAAGAUGUAGGAGCUGCUAUGCAAUACCUUCAAUCCAAGGCACUUUGCAUCAUGCCCGUAUCACUUGCCCCUGCAAUUUUCCGUUCACAUCAGCAGGAUGCAUCGACAAUGGUUAAGCCGGAAUCACAUAACUCUUCCUAGGCUCCCCCAAAAUAAGUCCUGUUUUAGUUAGUACCAUUCUUACAACUCAUUAGAACAGAAGUGAUAAUCAAGCCAUAGCAACUGUUCACCGUAAAUUUUCCAGUUGUGUAAAACAAAGGACUGAUUGUCAUGUUCAAGCCUAGGGAAGAAUUUUAAUUAGCUAGAUGAGUUCCUCUUGUAAUAUCAAAGGUGGGGUUAGUUGGGUGUGACCAAAAAUGUUGGUGGUGAGAGCUCUUUAAUAUUCUUAUAUGGAUAAUGGGUAGGGGGCUAUGUAAAAGGGAUGGAUGGUUUUCUAUGAUGUAUUGUAUUCUGAGAAAAAAUAAUGCAAGUUGAAGGUAGAUGAUGAUAAUGGUUCUUGUUCUAUAAAGCAGUAUU
Argentina anserina (silverweed cinquefoil) is the source of this 1856-nucleotide messenger RNA. Its product is annotated as transcription factor UNE12-like. Gene Ontology annotation, molecular function: RNA polymerase II cis-regulatory region sequence-specific DNA binding; DNA-binding transcription factor activity, RNA polymerase II-specific; protein dimerization activity. Gene Ontology annotation, cellular component: nucleus. Gene Ontology annotation, biological process: regulation of transcription by RNA polymerase II. Bases 495 to 1481 code for a protein of 328 amino acids. NCBI's taxonomy places the organism in Eukaryota, Viridiplantae, Streptophyta, Magnoliopsida, Rosales, Rosaceae. The record is from RefSeq and is a predicted model, not a curated record. The transcript is spliced from 7 exons.